Molecule: messenger RNA, 2826 nt
Organism: Propithecus coquereli (Coquerel's sifaka)
Lineage: Eukaryota; Metazoa; Chordata; Mammalia; Primates; Indriidae
Gene: ZNF341
Product: zinc finger protein 341
Exons: 16
Coding region: 1-2490 (829 amino acids)
Biological process (GO): regulation of transcription by RNA polymerase II
Cellular component (GO): nucleus
Molecular function (GO): RNA polymerase II transcription regulatory region sequence-specific DNA binding; DNA-binding transcription factor activity, RNA polymerase II-specific
Source: RefSeq, a predicted model, not a curated record
AUGGCGCAGGCGAUCUUUGAGGCCCUGGAGGGGAUGGACAAUCAGACCGUUCUGGCCGUCCAGUCAUUGUUGGAUGGCCAAGGAGCAGUCCCUGAUCCGACAGGCCAGAGCGUCACUGCACCCCCUGCUAUCCAGCCACUGGAUGACGAGGAUGUCUUUCUCUGCGGGAAGUGUAAGAAGCAAUUCAACUCGCUGCCAGCAUUUAUGACCCAUAAGCGGGAACAGUGCCAGGGGAAUGCUCCCGCCCUGGCCACAGUCUCGCUGGCCACCAACAGCAUCUACACACCUUCAGCAGCACCCACGGCCGUCCAGCAGGCCCCACCUCCUGCCAAUCGCCAGAUCUCCACAUACAUCACAGUGCCCCCGUCCCCACUGAUCCAGACCCUGGUGCAGGGGAACAUCUUGGUGAGUGAUGAUGUGCUCAUGUCUGCCAUGUCGGCCUUCACGUCCCUGGACCAGCCCAUGCCCCAGGGCCCCCCGCCUGUGCAGAGCAGCCUGAACAUGCAUUCCGUGCCCACACCCCCACCCCAGAGCCUUGGCCCCCCUGGGCGUCCCAACCCUGGUGGGAAUGGCGUGGUGGAGGUGUACAGCACUGCAGCACCACUAGCUGGGAGUGGAACAGUGGAGAUCCAGGCAUUGGGGAUGCAGCCCUACCCGCCCCUGGAGGUGCCAAACCAGUGUGUGGAGGCUCCAGUAUACCCGACCCCACCGGUGUACAGCCCCGGCAAACAGGAAUUUAAACCAAGAGGACCAAACCCUGCUGCCCCCAUGACCAGCGCCACCGGGGGCACAGUGGCCACUUUUGACUCCCCACCGAUGCUGAAGACCCGACGGGCUAAAGGUGCCAGGGGACUCCCGGAAGCUGCUGGGAAGCCAAAGGCUCAGAAACUCAAGUGCUCAUACUGUGACAAAUCAUUCACCAAAAACUUCGACCUGCAGCAGCACAUCCGAAGCCACACCGGUGAGAAACCCUUCCAGUGCAUUGCAUGUGGCCGUGCCUUUGCCCAGAAGUCUAACGUCAAGAAACACAUGCAGACCCACAAGGUGUGGCCUCCAGGGCGCAGCGGUGGCACCAUUGCUCGCAACUCUGUGACUGUACAGGUCAUGGCCCUGAACCCCAGCAGGCAAGAGGACGAGGAAAACACAGUGUUGGGCCAGCCCCUGCCGAGUGCGCCACAGCCCCAGGCCUUGCCCGCGACAGGCGAGGAUGAGGGGGACAAGCUGGAGCUGAAGCAGGUGGUCCUCAUCAACAGCUCCUACCUGUGCCAGUUCUGCCCCAGCAAGUUCAGCACCUACUUCCAGCUCAAGUCCCACAUGACCCAGCAUAAGAACGAGCAGGUGUACAAGUGCGUGGUCAAGAGCUGUGCCCAGACGUUCCCAAAGCUCGACACAUUUCUGGAGCACAUCAAGAGCCACCAGGAGGAGCUGAGCUACCGCUGUCACCUCUGUGGCAAGGACUUCCCCUCGCUAUACGACCUGGGUGUGCACCAGUAUUCCCACAGCCUCCUGCCACAGCACAGCCCCAAGAAGGACAGCACUGUCUACAAGUGUGUCAAAUGUGUCAACAAAUACUCCACCCCUGAAGCCCUGGAGCACCACCUGCAGACCACCACUCACAACUUCCCUUGCCUGCACUGCCAGAAGGUGUUUCCUUGCGAACGCUACCUGCGGCGUCACCUGCCCACCCACGGCAAUGGGGGCAGGUUCAAGUGCCAGGUAUGCAAGAAGUUCUUCCUGCGGAAGCACUACCUCAAACUGCACGCUCACAUCCACUCAGGCGAGAAGCCCUACAAGUGCUCAGUGUGCGAGUCUGCGUUCAACCGCAAGGACAAACUGAAGAGACACAUGCUGAUCCAUGAGCCCUUCAAGAAAUACAAAUGCCCCUUCUCGGCGCACACAGGCUGCAGUAAGGAGUUCAAUCGGCCGGACAAGCUGAAGGCUCACAUCCUCUCCCACUCUGGCAUGAAGCUCCACAAAUGCGCCCUGUGCAGCAAGUCCUUCAGCCGCCGUGCCCACCUCACUGAGCACCAGCGCGUCCACACAGGCAACUACAAGUUCCGCUGUGCUGGCUGUGCCAAGGGCUUUUCUCGCCACAAAUACCUCAAGGAUCAUUGCUGCCACCUUGGCCCUCAAAAAGACAAGGACCUGCAAGCCCGGCGGCCCCCCCGGAGGAGGGCAGCUCCCCGCAGCAGCAGCAAUGGUGGGCGAAAGGUGGUGACCCCCUUGCCUGACCCGCUGGGGCUGGAGGAGCUGAAGGACACAGGAGCUGGGCCAGUGCCCGAGGCUGCCCCGGGCAAGCCACCCUUCGCGGAGCCGGAUGCUGUGCUGUCCAUCGUGGUGGGUGGCACGGUGGGCGGAGAACCUGAGCUGGUGGUGCCUGGACAUGCUGAAGGGCUGGGCUCCAACCUGGCACUGGCGGAGCUGCAGGCUGGGGCUGAGGGCCCCUGUGCCAUGCUCGCUGUGCCUGUCUACAUCCAGGCCUCGGAGUGACAGACCUGGGAUGUUUGCUCCCACGGGCUGGCCUGAUGCUUACGUUUGGGCUCAGGGCUUCUGGGGGAAGACGAGAGAGAGCCUUCCCAAUGAAAGUGAGCCAUUUGCAGAGGUCCUUUGGAAUGUCUUCAUAAACCUUGGCCUGUGGCCACUCUCUUGUGUCCCCAUCCUGCUGGAAAGCCCUGUAGCAUUCUGGAAUCUGGGGCAGGACUGCCUGUGGUUUCUGGAUGGAGCGAUGGCAAGAGAGAUGGUUGGAGCCUGAGCAGCCCAGGGUCACCUAAGAGAGAAGACAGGAUGGUCCCACCCACCCCUCAUCCAGAAUGCCUUGGGGUGGCC